Messenger RNA from Aphanomyces astaci, 810 nucleotides. RefSeq lists its product as hypothetical. The record is from RefSeq and is a predicted model, not a curated record. Bases 1 to 810 code for a protein of 269 amino acids. The transcript is spliced from 3 exons. Lineage: Eukaryota; Oomycota; Saprolegniomycetes; Saprolegniales; Verrucalvaceae.
AUGGCGGUCACCCAUACUAUCGGCAUCGCAAAUGGCGAAUUCCUGAAGCUGCAGGGUCGAAUGCCAGUAUUAUCCCAAGCCCUUCAGAAAUCUCAAAUGCUCCUCAACCCAAAGCACCCGUUGUGGAGGGGGCUGUCCAAACUGCUAGUCCACCUGUCAGUCAUGUGCGACUACACGUCGCGGUUGCAGCCCCAUGAAACGACCGACAGUUUAGCAUCCCGUGACGCUCGAGACUGCAAUUACGACGACAAAGCUGCUUGCUUCCCUGGUACGCCCUGCAUACGUUUGCUCGGCCACUACCAAAGCGACGUAUCCCGUGAUAAAAUAUGCACGAAGAAAGCUCCUGCAUCAAAGUACAAAUUGCCGGGAAUAUUUCACUUCAUCUGCCCACAUUCCAUUUGCCUUGGAUUUGUUUUGAUGUUCGACUACGAGAGUCCGUCCCACCCGUUUUCGAUCCUCGCUCAGCGAUUAAGCCGGACCGAUGGGAAGCGUGUCGUCAUAAUCGACAACGCCUGCAACAUCCAAAACUACUGCAUGCAACGAGAGCCCUGGAUCUUUCGAAACAUUUGGUUCCUCGUGGAUCGACUGCACUAUGCAAACCACAUCAACUGCUCCAGCUGCGGAUACAUGAGGAGAGAUAACUUCAUGCUGUUCAUUCAACACAACAUGGCAACGUUAAAUCACCGUCGAGUCAACACGAUUCACGUGGAAGGUCAAGUUCGAAGCAGCUUUACGUCAGCCCAAUUGCAAGAACUCAACGCGAUGCUGUCGGAGAUGCAAGGCGCCAUUCAACCACCCGCGACACAGUGA